This is a messenger RNA of Cicer arietinum (chickpea), 888 nucleotides long. The record is from RefSeq and is a predicted model, not a curated record. Lineage: Eukaryota; Viridiplantae; Streptophyta; Magnoliopsida; Fabales; Fabaceae.
AGCAACAUUGAAUUGUAAUACUCCAAGAAGUGACAUGGCUUACUCAAAUUCUUAUAUGUUUCUUGGUUUGGGACUUUUUGUUAUUCUCUCUUCUCAAGUUCUAGCUGAUAAUGUUCCUCCUCCUCCCCCUCCCCCUCCUCCACCUCCUACAAUUAUUUUUAUGGUAAACCGAAUGACAACCGUGGAUAGUUAUGCUGGCUUGAUGGAUGAAGUGACACUUCUAAAAGCUGAAGCUGAUCAGAUGAUUGUCCUUGCAAAUUUGAUACAGAAGAAUGUUGCUAAAUCUAUUCAUCAUAACCGUAAAUUUCUAAAUCACUUGUUUGAUGAAGAAGAUAAAGUUUCCAAAAGUGAUGAGGAAGAUAAAGUUUCCUUAAGUGAUGAAGAGGUAAAAUUUCUAAAAGUGAUGAGGAAGAUAAAGUUUCCUUAAGUGUUGAAGAAGAUAAAGUUUCCAAAAGUGACGAGGAAGAUUAAGUUUCCUUAAGUGACGAGGAAAAUAAAGUUUCUUUAAGUGACAAGGAAAAUGAAGUUUCUAAAAGUGAUGAGGAAGAUAAAGUUUUCAAAAAUAACGAGGAAGACAAAAUUUCAAAAUAUGAGAAAGACGAAAGUUUAAAAAAUGAGAAGAAAGAUAAAAAUUUUAAAAGUGAGGAGGAAGAUAAAGUUUUCAAAAAUGAUAAGAAAGAUAAAAUUACAAAUUAAAAAUAAUGAGAAAGAUAAAGUUUCCAAAUGUGAGGAAGAAGAUAAAUUUUCUUUAAUAAAAUAAUUAAAUCUGGCGAGUAAUAUAAAAUUUUCACGUGUAAUAUAAAUUUCCCCUGUAUAAAUAGCAUGCAAAAAAAAAAAAUAAAAAAUCUAGAUGUAUAAAUAAAAGGUUGAAAGUAGACCUUCUGCUUU